Rhagoletis zephyria (snowberry fruit fly) is the source of this 2484-nucleotide messenger RNA. Its product is annotated as mucin-5AC-like. Gene Ontology annotation, molecular function: mechanosensitive monoatomic ion channel activity. The record is from RefSeq and is a predicted model, not a curated record. Gene Ontology annotation, cellular component: plasma membrane. Lineage: Eukaryota; Metazoa; Arthropoda; Insecta; Diptera; Tephritidae.
AUGUACCCUUUCAAAUAUCGUCAUCCUCAGCGUUGGCUGCAUUGGAAGCGAGAGACCGUAAGCUUCCUCACCGUUCUUAUCCCCUGGGAAUUGCGUAUCAAGGAGAUCGAGUCGCAUUUUGGCUCCGGCGUAGCAUCCCAUUUCACUUUUCUUCGCUGGCUUAUGUGGGUAAACAUCAUGAUUGCCAUACCAUUGGUGGCAUUCGUCAUCGGGCCUGAGUACUUUGCUACGAAGAAAGAUGAGACCGAUCCCCGUAAGCGUAUGACCGAGCAUGAGUAUAAAGUGGCUGGAAAUUUCUUUACAUACUGGGAAUUCGAAGGUUACAUUAAAUAUUCGCCAAUGUUUUACGGUUAUUAUUCGAACAUAUCCGGUGCCAGUACGUUGGGCUAUAAAUUACCAAUGGCUUACUUUCUAACAGCUGUUGUUGUUUAUAUAUACAGCUUUGUGGCCACCCUGAGGAAAAUGGCCGAAAAUUCUAGAAAUUCUAAACUCUCCUUAAAAGACGAUGAAUGCACUUUCACUUGGAAACUUUUCACUGGUUGGGAUUUUAUGAUUGGUCACGCAGAAACAGCGCACAACCGCAUUGCUUCCGUAGUAGUUGGCUUCAAGGAGGUAUUGCUCGAGGAAGCCGAAAAGAAGAAGGAUAAUCGCAAUUGGCGCAUAAUACUGCAGCGAAUAUUGGUGAAUGUGGUGGUGAUGGGUCUAUUGGCCGCCUCCGCGUACACUGUUGUCACCCUGGUGAAUAACUCGGAACAACUGGCACGUAAUGGCAAUUUACUCAGUCGCAAUGCGGUUAACAUCACCAUCACACUUUUAGCCUUUUUUAUGCCUAUGAUAUUCGACGCACUGGGACUAUUCGAAAAUUGGCAUCCGCGGCAACAGCUACGAUUGCAAUUGGCACGCAUUAUGAUACUCAACAUGCUCAACUUGUAUUCGCUGAUGUUCUCCUUCAUUUACAACAUCAACAGCAAGGAGGGGCCAUUGCAAUUGCUCAAGGAGCGGUACGACAACUCUACCGAUGAAAUGAAUGAGUUAACACAACUAAUUGAGGGCCUGAAAAACAGCGGUAGUAACAGUACUGAAGUGGGCCUGGCGCUCACUAAUUUUAACGCAACUACCAGCAGUCUGCUAACGACAACCGCAGCUGCCACAACACUUUAUGGCUGGACCACACGUCUGAAAUGCCGCAAUAUCACAGUGAAAUGCUCAAAACCAACGCGCAUCAAGGUGAGAAAUUUCGCGACAGCAACCACGAUGUUUCUUCUCAACAUAACCACCCCUUCAAUGUUGUCGCACUUAACGGACGAGUCAAGCACGUUAACUACCCCACCUUACACAAUAACACCUGCGACGGAAAUUGAUACAACGUGGACAGCGCAAGAAGAAUUGAGCACCACCACACAAUUCACUACAACAGAGCCGCCGACUCUAGCGAUAGAUACAACUUUGACCCCAAUAAUUGAAUACACAGAGAUCUCAACACAAACUGAAAGCACUGAGCCAUCGACGACACUAGAAUCCACCUCAACCACGACCUUAGCGCCAGGCAGUGAUGAUUUCUUCGACUAUAUGGAUUAUUUUGUAGGGAUGCCACUCGAGCUCAGCGACACGCUGGAAGCGGCUGCGGCAACAGAGACAACGCGCAACAGUUUAAGUGCAACGACCGAAAAUGUGCGGCGUGCUAGAAACCUCAUAAAUCUGCCACCACUGAGCCGCAAGCCCAGACAAGCUGCGCUGCCAACGCCAGAUGAGCCAAUGCAAAUGCCAAAACAGAGCAUGUAUAGUCGACGACAAAAUGAGCGGCACAGACAGAGCAGUGAAGACAACGAAGACUAUUCGGCCGAUGAUUCAACGUCUACAACUAUAAAAACAUUACCUUUAUCCACGCCAGUCGACGAUGCCAGUUCCAGCACGGUUGUGACAAGUCGCCAGGUGCAACAGACGCAUCAACAACAAAAUGAAACAUUGGAGUCGCCACAAAAUGAAUCAUUGCCGACGUUACAUGUCAAUACUAAGCUGUUGGGUGAAGUAUUGGCUUAUUUUACAAGCUCAACAUCCACUGUCGAUCCACCAACCACAAAGUUUCCGCUUCCCAGAACAACAGUUUCAACAACAAUUUCAACAAUGAUUCCAACAACAUCAACUGAACUCGCCGGCAGCAGCACUCCAUAUUUCUUAGCGGAAGAUGACAUUCUUGACGAAUCUACCGACACGAUUAAUUAUGAGGCCAAUGAAAUCGAUGAAGAAAAUUUCGAUACUUGCAUUCGUACUAUUUGUGAUCCAUAUCCGGAAGAAUACUUCAGUACAACAGACAUAGAUACAACAGCUACUCCAACUACAACCACACUGACGCCUAUGGAGACUUAUGAAAUAAAAUUGGCGAAAGUGAAGCAAAACAUACAUGAGGUUCAGCGUAAUUUGACCAGUAUGUGCUGGGAGACAUCACUGGGCCAAGAGCUUGCGAAAGUUAUCGUUUCGGAUGGG